AGCACUGGAGCCCCUCACACCCCUCCUGCUCCUAGUGGAGGUCCCUGGCCCGUGAGGAGGACACGCCCGGCGCGGCAGAGGGAUGGGUGGACGAUCCUCCAGCCCUCUGGACAAGCAACAGCAGCAGGACCUAAGGGGCCAGGUGGAUGCGCUGCUGAGAGACUUCCUACCCUGCUACCGCUCACAGCUGGCUGCCUCCACCCUGCAGCAUCUCUCGCGGGAACUGAGUCCCCAGGAGCCCUCUGUGUGCCAGCUGCUGAGGAGCAAAAAGCUACCACGAGUGCGAGAGCACCGCGGGACCCUGACCCAACUUCGGGGCCGCCAGCUCCAGUGGCAUGACACCUUCUGUGUGCUGCGAGGAGACGGCCACCUGGAGUGGUUUGGCCACCGCGCGGAAUACGAGAAGGGGGGGCGCCCGCUGGGCGCUGUAACCCUGACAGGAUACACAGUGCUCACCUCCCAGCGCGAGUACCUCCACCAGUUGGACGCUCUCUGCCGGGACCCCCCGGGACACACUCCGCAGGACCCCGACCCUUUCCUGGAGAUGCCUGGAGCCUUCCCGCUGUUCCUGCAUCACCCCUUCCGCCGGCACCUCUGCUUCUCGGCUACCUCGGCAGCCGCACAGAGGGCGUGGCGGCUGGCGCUGCAAGAGGGAAUCCGGCUUCGCGGCACAGUCCUGCAGCGGAGUCAGGCGCCUGCUGCCCAGGCCUUCCUGGACGCCGUCCGGCUCUACCAGCAGCACCGAGGCCACUUUGGCGAGGACGACGCGACCCUGGGCUCCGAUGCUGAGGUGCUGACCUCGGUGCUGAUGCGGGAGCUACUGCCGGUGCUGCGUGCCCAGACCCUGCCUGGCCUGCGGGGUUCCGGCCGCGCCCGGGGCUUGGCCUGGACAGAGCUUCUAGACGCAGUCCACGCUGCCGUGCUAACAGGCACCUCUGGAGGCCUGCGCGCCUUCCAGCCUGAAAAGGACGAACUGCUGGCGAAUUUGGAGAGGACCCUCCGCCCGGAUGUGGAGCAGAUGCAACAGCUACGGGCAUGCGUGGCUGGGAGGCUGCGAGGUCAGGUCCAGGCUCCCCUGGAGGCCUGCCUGUGCCGGAACGUGGACUCGCGGUUGCCUCAUGUCACAAAGAAGCUGAUGAGUACCGUGGAAGCUGCGCUGGGGGCGGUGCAGGCCCUCCUAACCCAGGGCAUGGACCAGCUGCACCGCCACCUGCAGGGAGCUAAUGGGUGCUCCUCCGGCAGGCGGCUGCGCAAGGAGGUUUACUCCUUUGGGGAGAUGCCAUGGGACCCAGAGCUGAUGCAGAAAUGCUACCGGGAGGCUGAGCAGAUCCGUGGGUGCCUGGGGCAGCUGGCGGCACUGUUUGGCUUCUCGGGGACUCAAAGCCUGGUGUUUGGGGUCCUGGAUCUUGUGCAGCAGCUCAUGGCCGAUGCCGUGGCCACCUUCCUGCAGCUGGCGGACCAGUGUCUGAGCCCAGCCCUAGACUGUGACCAGGCUGCCGGGCAGCUGGAGAAAGUGCGGGGGCGCGUGCUGAAGAAGCUUCAGUAUGACAGUGCCUCAGCGCAGAGAAGCUUUGUCCGCGGGUGGCUGCUCCGCAUCUUUUUGCCUUUCGUGCUGAGCCGACUGGAGCCAAGCUGCAGAGCGGAGCUGGCUGAGUUUGAAGCAGACAUCCUGGCUGUGGGUAGCCCGGCCCUGACCAUCAAUGGGAUCUAUGAGGAGCUUGUGCGGGGGGUCCUGCUGCAGAGGAUUGAAAGAGAGUUGACAAAGGCCCUUGGCGAUGGUGACUGUGCACUGGAGGCCUCCAGGGAGCAGGUGGCAGCAGAUGAUGGAGUGGAGGCCUCUAGAAGGACCCGCCAGCAAUUGGAUGUGGGGCCCUUGGGGCACCUGCACUGCCCCCUGCCUGCCCCGGGGGCGUUCCAGAACUGAAGGUCAUACCUUGGCCUCUACUCCUCUUGGCUUGGUGGCAAGUUGGUUUGUGGAAUUUCUAUGCCAGAAUUCCCUCAGGACUCAGAGGCAUCCACCCUCCACCCCCAGCCCGAGAUCCUUUUCUUACUAGACUGUGUCACUGUGGCACCCUGGGCCUGAGGCUCGGGGGCACAGGGAUGGAACCCAGGUCUACGGCGUGCAAGGGCAGAACUCCCCACACUUCUGUCCUGUUGCCCCACUCCCAGUAAAGGUCCUUUGUGUCCAGCAAUUCUCUUCAGAGCAGAUAAAGUUCAGGGACAGGCGGUGGGUGGGGGCCAGGACUUCUGUCCACGCACUGGCAGGCACUCCUGGGGACGCCAUGGGGGAGGGGAAGUCCUGGGUCUGUGGCACACUCUCCCUGGGGCUCCCUGACCCCCCAGGAACCUUUCUAGGGCCUCUCUGCAGAGCCGAGCAGGCAGCUGUCAGCGGGAUAGGAUGGCCUGUUCCUGUCAGGAGCUCCAGCAGCUGUUUCCGGAGCCGGUUCCGGAGAGAUCUCCCUGGUGAUCUUCAGGGUGCUGGCAGCCCGUGGCCACUUCCUCCCACCCCAGGUGUCCAACCCUCCCCUGGAGAAACGAGGGCUUCCUGCCCAGCGCCCUUUCCCCCAGUUCCCUGUUUUAGAUUCGGGGAGGCCUGGCCCAUCCCAGCAGCUUCUUUCCCAGAGGGAGACAUGGGGUCUGCAUGGGAGAAAUCGCAGUAGUGAUUUGUCAUCCCUGGACUGGGCAGUGCCAGCGUUCAGAAACCCGGGAGCCUGAGCUCAACUUUCUCUGUGUCUCUGUCUCUCUUCUCUGUGUGUGUGUCUCUCUCUAGCUCUGUGUGUCUUGUCUCUGUCUCUGUGUGUCUCUCUUUCUGUCUCUGUCUCUCUCUCUCUGUGUCUCUGGCUCUCUUUUAGACAGAGGCAGUAAAUCCAAACUCAGCAGAAAGGACCAAGGAAUUGUUUCUUUCUCUCUUUCUCCUUCCUUCCUUUCUUCCUUCCUUCCUUUCUUUCUUUCUUUCUUUCUUUCUUUCUUUCUUUCUUUCUUUCUUUCUUUCUUUCUUUCUUUCUUUCUUUCUUUCUUUCUUUCUUUCUUCCUCUCUUCCUUUUGGCUUUUGGGCACACCCCGUGGUGCUCAGGGGUUACUCAUGGCUCUGCAUUCAGGAAUCAUACCUGGUGGUGCUCAGGGAACCACGUGGGAUGCUGGGGAUUGAACCCGCAUGAUACAAGGCAAGCUCUCCCCAUGCUGUGCUCUUGCUCCAGCCCCCGCCAAGGGCUUCCUAAAGUUCUGUGUGAGGUGGAACCCAGCAGCUAAACACAGCUCAUCCAGAGGACCAGGGUUCUGUCUCUGAGAUUGGGGAUGUCAGGCUCCCUGCCAGCUUCCUCCAGGAGCAGAGAGCAAGGGGACCCGGAGAAAUCCCCACUUUUGUGAAAACCCAAGGCUCAGGGUGUCACUGGGUUUCCAUUGUUUCUAUAAAUUGAAGCU
Molecule: messenger RNA, 3420 nt
Organism: Sorex araneus (European shrew)
Lineage: Eukaryota; Metazoa; Chordata; Mammalia; Eulipotyphla; Soricidae
Gene: NIBAN3
Product: niban apoptosis regulator 3
Exons: 15
Coding region: 83-1924 (613 amino acids)
Source: RefSeq, a predicted model, not a curated record